Messenger RNA from Talaromyces amestolkiae, 1599 nucleotides. RefSeq lists its product as uncharacterized. NCBI's taxonomy places the organism in Eukaryota, Fungi, Ascomycota, Eurotiomycetes, Eurotiales, Trichocomaceae. The transcript is spliced from 3 exons. Bases 1 to 1599 code for a protein of 532 amino acids. Gene Ontology annotation, molecular function: oxidoreductase activity. The record is from RefSeq and is a predicted model, not a curated record.
AUGCCAGAUAAGAAAAAGAGAGUCGCCGUUAUAGGCGCUGGAGCUGCUGGGAUGUCCUGUGCUGCAACCCUCGCCGCCCACCCGGACAAGUUCGACGUCACCGUCUUUGAGACCGCCCAACACAUCGGCGGCCAAGCAACCUCCAUCGACCUCGAUACCCACAAAUACGGCGCCUCCUGGCUCAACGACGGCGUCCAGGGCGGUUCAGGAAUAUUUCGCCACACCUUCAACUUCUUCCGGCGCUACGGAUAUUCACCGCAAGAAGUCAAAUUGCAGGUUUCGUUCGGAAAAGGGAUGGAUAACUUCUGGACAAACGUGUUCCCCAGUCCGCUUGUGGAUAAAUGUUCGGCUGAAAUCAAGAAGCUUGGGAAGGUGUUGAAAUGGGUUAAAUAUACGUUACCCAUCACGGGGAUAUUGCCUGUUUCGGUGCUGCUGAAGUUGUGUCGCUUCAGUACGGAUUUCAGUAAUAAGAUGGUUCUGCCGUUGUUGGCACUGUUUCUGGGCACGGGGAAUCAGACGCCGAACGUGCCUGCGGGUUUGCUGGAGAGGUUGUUUGACGAUCCCAAUAUGAGUCUUUGGGAGUAUGAUCCAGAUACAUUACUGCCGAAUUUGCCGGCUAUGCAUACGUUUCCAAAUCUCGGGGCGUUUUAUCGUGAUUGGACAGAAGAUCUGAGGUCGAAGGGAGUCACCUUUAGGAUUCAUUGCGAGGUUGAGAUUGUUCAACGAGACAAGAAGAAAGUUGUUCUCAGGACGAAGAGGAAUAAAAUUGAUGAACAUGAGAGGGAGCAGUCGAAUGUGACCGAGCUUUUGUCAGAUACGAAUUCCGAAGAGGUCAUGGAAGAGGAGUUCGAUGAGCUUGUGUUGUGUACCCAGGCGGAAGAUACGCUCAAACUGCUCGGUCGACAUGCGACUUGGAGAGAAAAAUGGGUUCUGGGAGGUGCCAGGUAUUACAACGACAUUACAGUCACCCACUCAGACGCAAAGUACUUUCAAAGCAUCUUUGAGAGCCACUAUCGCGACGAACUCUGUGCCGAACCGACGUCCAAAGAACGAAAAGACCAAAUCUCAUUUGCCACGAGUAAGCCUCAACGUCGCGAAGAUGGUUGGAUCGGAUUCCAGCCAAUGUAUUAUACGCAUGCCUAUCCGACGCAUCCCGACCGGAUUGAAAUGGGAUUUGACUGCACUAAUUAUCAGUACCAGUUCCGUGAGAGUCUUGAAGAUGGCUCUUCGCCGCUGGAACAUGACCGUCACGUUUUCCAAACGAUCUUCUUGAACGACGCCGAAAAGCAUCUGUGGACAAUCGACGAUAUCAAGGACGACAAGGUCAUAGAACGGAAAUGGUGGCGUCAGUUGGGCCAUCGAUGGCAGCAUUAUCUCCGUGUUGUACCGGGAGUUAUGUUUAUCAAUGGCAAGAAUCACACGUUGUUUGGUGGUAGUUGGACCUUGGUGAACAUGCAUGAAGUUGCUUGCGUUUCUGGUAUUGCUGCUGCGUAUCGUCUUGGGGCCACGUAUGACGCUUUUGAUGAGUUUGCCACGGAUUUCUUUUCGAAGUAUCUUCUUCUCGCCCAUGGAGUUCGAUACAAGGGUAGCAAGAAGUAA